AUGGAAAGCAACCAGUCUGAAGUUAUUUUUUCCGAAAAAGCGCCAGUUCAGCCGCUUAAGAAGUUGGUCGGUCCUAUCAUAGAUGGCUUAAUAGAGCAAGUGGAUAUACUACGACGUCUAUCAAUUGGUUCACCUUCGGAAAUGAAAGAACGACGACUAAGAUCAUCUGUACGAAGAGAGCAGUACUAUGGUUCAGUUGAAUUAGUGGUUUCCGUUGAUCCACGGGGUCGUAUUCGUAAUAUCGGACGCUUUCGGCUUGAGCCAUCAUCUGAUUUUCAACCGGAUGCUCCCAUGCCUACAUCAUCUUCCUCCAUCGUUGUGGAGAACCCUCAAGAAGAGAUGAGAUGGUAUUGGAAAUACUUCCUGGGAAAUGAACAUCAAAACUUCUCCGGAAUCGAUCCAACAACGAAAUCUCCGUUUUUUCUUUCCAUCAUGGUGGAAGAAGAAAUUGACGAUAACAAAUUGUGUAGAGCUAUACUCUGGACACAGAAGGGUCCAAGACGUUUGUGUGUGCCUGUAUCGCAUGGAGGAAAAGCUUUAACGGCAAAGGCCAUAUUACAACGUUUUCCUGAGAUGAGUGAUUACGCGAGACAAUUGAAAGAAGUCACCAAUCCUAAAAUUCAAAAAGAGCUUGUUGUAUUGGAAGAUCAAGAAGGAUCUGUUAACUGUAAAGUUGGAGUCAUCUUUGCUCUGGAUGAUCAGAUCUCAGAUGCUCAGAUGUUCGGCAACGAACAUGGAAACAAUCAUUUCGAGAGAUUUUUGAAAAUUCUGGGUCAUCGCAUUGAGUUACAGGAUUGGGGUAACUAUCGAGGUGGCUUGGACACAACAACAAACUCGACUGGAAGAGAAUCUGUCUAUACAGCAUUUGCUGGACAUGAAAUCAUGUUCCAUGUGUCAACUAUGCUCCCUUAUAGCCGUGAAAACGAUCAGCAGAUUGAAAGGAAGCGUCACGUGGGAAAUGAUAUUGUGAACAUCGUUUUCGAAUCGACAGAUGAUCCUCAACAUCCCUCCUUCAGUCCAACUAUGAUGAAAAGUCAUUUCACACAUGUAUUUGCUGUUAUCACUUAUGAAGCUCCAACUCAUCUAUGGAGACUAUGGGUAUAUAGCGAAGAGAGUGUUCCACCGUUCGGCCCUUCUAUACCAAAUCCAAAUGUAUUUUCUGAUACGGCUGUUUUCAGAGAAUUUUUGCUAACUAAACUUAUAAAUGCUGAGAAAGCAGCUUUCAAUGCAAAAGUUUUUGUGGAAAAACGACAUCGAACUAACGAUACUCUACUUAAAGAUAUGUACAUGGAAUAUAUGAAGGAUUGUCAGAAAGGAAUAAACAAGAUGACGGACACAGUCAUUAGACAUCUACGAUCUCCUAUCAGAAGAGAAGCUCCAAGAGAAACUGUUGAUUUCUGUAAACUAGGAGAACUUAUUAAGCUUGAAAAGAUGCUGAGUGGAGAUGUUUCUGACUCUGUCAAGAUGACCAGCAUCUGUAGAAAACAGCCAUGGGAGAAGGAGAUAAUGAUUCGAAACAUUCCGUCUUAUGAUAUCUUAGCUUCUGAUAUCUGGAAGGGCGUCGGUCUUCUGAUAUCAUCCGAAGAGCAAGGUGUCGUAUUCGUUAGUGAAGAUAGAGCGAUUCCUUUGUUCGACAAAGAUGUCAGAAUAUACCAGAUGUCCGUUCUGGAUCAUUUCGGAUUAUUCAUUGCUCGGAUGGAUAAAGGAAAAGAUUCUUCGUUAAUCGUGUUGGCUCUACCAGAGCUUCGAAAUGCUCUUCAAACAGGAAAUACAAUUAAAAGAAAAAUAUGUCAAAUGGCUAAAAUACCUGGAACUAAAGGAUGUCAUUUCUUUGCUCCAAGCGAUGAAUCCAGUUUACGACUCAAUAUAGUUGCUUGCGUUGGGAAGAAGCUACUUCUCCUUCGAUGGACAAUCGGACCAAUCGUUCGCUAUUCAGGAGUAUUUUUAAUUAAUAACUUCACAAUGCUAACAUCACAUCAAUUACCUGAAGAACCUGUUAACAUUUGUGUUUAUGAGAAGGGAUCAUAUCAUCGUGUAGUUAAAGUUAUCGCUUUAGCAAAAAAUCAUAUUUAUAUUGUUAAUUUAACCGAGGGAACGGAGGAUAUGAUCACUUGUGAUCUUCCAAAAACAGAAAAGAGCCAUAUAAGGACAGCAUCAGAUGGAGACAGUGAUGAGUUCAUCUUGUUGCAACAAAAUCAAACAUUACAUUACGAUCAACAAGAUGGAGAAUGGGUCCCUGAGAAGACAUUCUGGUCAACUAGCUUGAACAACUUCUGUUUCCGAUUUCCGUUCAUCAUUGGCUUUGGUGAAGAUUUGAUUGAAAUUCGGUUAGCAGUCAAUGGAAACCUUUUGGCAUCAAUGUACAUGCCGAGUGUUCGGUUAUUGUCUGAUAAAAAUGAUAUUGUUUUCUCAGUGGAAAGACCAUUCUCGUCUGCUUUACCCACCAAUAGAGGAUCAUUAAUUCGCAAAAAGGAUUGUGAAAAUAAAAGCAGAUGGGAUGUAUACAGAUUCAAACAUCAAGAAUUAGUCUCAGUUGCCAAAGACCGAGAUGGUAGCAGACCUGGGGGACAAACUCCUAAUAUAAUCCGAAAAGAACCAGCCGGUCAACUUAUUAGUGAUAGUGAAUCACCGACAUAUCUCGAUUCAAAUGAUAACACAGGUUUCGGAUCGGAGUCCAGUGUAGAAGCUAACCCCGAAUCAGGGUUCAUCUCUAGAGAUGUUAGUAAUAAGUCUUCUGACGAGUUUGAACAAGAAGAAUAUCAUCUUUGA
Messenger RNA from Auanema sp. JU1783, 2769 nucleotides. NCBI's taxonomy places the organism in Eukaryota, Metazoa, Nematoda, Chromadorea, Rhabditida, Rhabditidae. The record is from the annotation of a GenBank genome assembly.